AACCGUCCUCUAUCAUCCAUCUUCUUUAUCUAAUAUUAAUAAUGCAUGGCAAUAAAGCUUUGUUGCUUGCACUAGUGUCAUGUGGCAAUUUCUCAUAACAAGACAUUUGAAACCCAACUGCAGCUAGUACUCUCUUUCUCCACUGCUUCCUCAUCCCCUUAUCUCUCUCUCUCUCUCUCUCUCUCUCUCUGCCCAACCCCAAAAGCCAAAGACCUCAGAUUAUAGUAAGUGAGUGAGAAAGAAUCAGAAACUGGGUUCUGAUCCUUGAUUGAGUUAUGGACACCCAUCUGCUUGAAAAGACCAGAGAAAAAGCUGCAGGCAACAACAUGCUUCAAGAAAAGCCACAGUCACCGGUUACAGCCUCACCACCCUCAGCUUCCUCUUCUCCUUCUCAUGAAUUCUCCUUCACAGUCUCUCUUCAUCACUCUUCUUCCACAUCAAUCCCUGAUCAUAGUAAGAACAACAACAAAGCCAAAACUCCGCCUUCUUUCGCUAUUGACUUGUCUCCUGCAGAUGACAUUUUCUUCCAUGGCCAUUUGCUUCCUUUGCAGUUCCUCUCUCACCUUCCUAUCUCUCCUCGCUCCUCUACUAACUCCUUAGAUAGCUUCACUCUUCCCAUUAGAGACUUAGUAGACGAUCAAGAACCAACCAAGGAAAGCAACAACUGUAGCACCAGCAUUGGGAGCAACAACAUCAUCAACAAGAAGAAGAGCAACAGCAGCAGCAAUAUCCAAGAGAGCAAGAGCCGCAAUGGCGAGACGAGGGGGAGAACCAAGUCCAAGUCCUUUUCGAUUUUCGGGUUACCAAAAAGGCGAAAAGAUUGCGAAGAGAGGGAGGACAAGGAGGGGAAGCACAAGAGGAAGAUGAGGUUUGAUGUGAGUAAUAUACUAAAGAGGUAUGUGAGGAUGGUCAGGCCCUUAUUGUUCUUUAGGGGAAGAAAAGAGAAUGUCCAUUUUAGUAGGCAGCCUUAUUCGUUUUCGGGUAAUUUGAGCCCCAGAAAUAAGCAUCACUUGAGAGGAAGGAGAGGAGAGUUCUCAGCACCAGCAUCAAUGAGGACAUCUCCAACAAAUAGUGGGCUUCUUCUAGCAACUUCAGGAGCAACUACUCCUACUAAUACCAGUGAUAGUACCAUGGAAGAGUUGCAAGCAGCAAUUCAAGCCGCAAUUGCUCAUUGCAAGAAUUCCAUUGCCACAGAAGAGAAGAUUAAAUGCGUAGAGUAGUAGAUACCGGAAAGAACCUGGGGUAAAUUAUGUUGUAAUUUUUUAACUAUUGUUCAUUUGCAUAUAAAUUGGAUUUCAUAUAUAUAGAAUGGUAUAUAUGAGGAUGUCUCAAUGAGUUCGAUCCAAAGCAUUUUUCAAUA
Messenger RNA from Rosa chinensis, 1360 nucleotides. RefSeq names its product BRI1 kinase inhibitor 1. Gene Ontology annotation, cellular component: plasma membrane. The record is from RefSeq and is a predicted model, not a curated record. Gene Ontology annotation, molecular function: kinase inhibitor activity. Bases 276 to 1220 code for a protein of 314 amino acids. Lineage: Eukaryota; Viridiplantae; Streptophyta; Magnoliopsida; Rosales; Rosaceae. The transcript has a single exon.